Molecule: messenger RNA, 2088 nt
Organism: Brenthis ino (lesser marbled fritillary)
Lineage: Eukaryota; Metazoa; Arthropoda; Insecta; Lepidoptera; Nymphalidae
Source: the annotation of a GenBank genome assembly
AUGUAUUGUUGCUCUUUCCUUUCACGGCUGGGCGUCGGGAUGGCGAGCAUGAGCUCCACGCUCGUCGAGACGGUGUCCAUCAACUAUGAGGAUUUUAAUGAGAGCUUCCUUACUUGCGGCACAUGUUUAUGCACUUACGAUGGAGGCGAACAUACUCCGAAACUUUUACCGUGUUCACACACUGUCUGCCUACAUUGUCUUACGCGAAUAGCGGCCUCCCAAACUAGGGACGCGGGAAGCUUUAGAUGUCCUAUUUGCCGUGAAUUAAUCACCAUCCCCCGUGGAGGAGUGCCCGCCUUACCGCCAUCCUUCUUAGUGAACCAGUUAUUAGAUUUAAUGGCCAGGCAAAGAAGGGAAGUCAUACCCCAGUGCAGUUCUCACCCAGGUAGAGAGCUACUCUUCUGCGAAACGUGCGAUUGCGUUUUCUGCAGACAUUGUGCGGAUGGUCCGCAUAGUGAUACGCCUUGUGAUCAUACAGUGGUGCCGUUUUCUAUAGCAUUAAAAAGAAUGUCAGAAAUAUUGUUAUAUAGAGCUAAUGAGUGCCUAAGUAAGCUAGGGUCGGCGAGAGAUGCCGUCGCUAGUGAAUUGAGAAGACUGGAAGCAGCCGCGACUGCUGCGGACGAGGCGAUAGACCGACACUUUGCAGAACUGAGAGCGGCUUUAGACAAACGUCACAGUGAACUGAAAUCGGCCGCGGCCGCUGCUGCUACGCAUAAAAGAAAACUACUUGAAGAGCAAUUGAAGUUGAUUGAUGCUGAGAAAGCAAAGGUAGAAGCAGAGUGUUCUGGUCUGCAACAACAAGUAGAAGUGAGGGAAGUGAGCAGUCGCGCUGCGGCCUUAGGAGCUAGAUUAGGGGACGCGGCCGCGUUGGCCGAGCCCAGGGAGAAUGCCUUCUUAGCUGUAGACUUCGCACAUAACGACGCCCAACAGAGGUUCGCUGAGGCUUUGGCAGAGUUGGGGCGGGUCAGGACCAGUACUACGUUCCCUGGUUUAUGUACUUUGUCGCUCGAAUCUGCCUGCGUUUGUGGAUUGGAAAUGGUAGUGGUGCUCCAUACAGUCGACUAUCACGGCGAAGCCCGUAGUACAGGCGGUGACCCCGUCACCGCCGCGGCCACGUUGGACGACGCGCCCUUACCGUGUACCGUCACUGAUCUUGAUUCAGGAUUGUAUAGAAUCUCAAUGCGUCCGUGGAGCGCGGGCGCGGUGAGCGUGCGCGUGCUGGUGUUCUCGCGCGGCGUGCGCGACUCGCCGCUGCGCGCCGCCGUGCUGCCGGCCGCGGCGCCGCUGCGCGUGUGGGGCGCGCGCGGCUCCGGCAAGGAGCAGCUCAGCCAGCCCGUCGCUGUCGCUAGAUGUCCAAAACGACGUGAAAUUUAUGUUCUCGAUGCUGGAAACUCAAGAGUCAAAGUGCUGGAUGACGAAACAUUUGCCUUUAAAACACAUAUUGUUAAUGAUGGUCUAGCAGGCCGGAGUUGUACUGGCAUUGCAGUAACAUCUGAAGGUGUGGUGGUUGUGAAUUGGAGAACAAGAACACUCACAGAGAUUAACAGCGAAGGCGGCACAGUGCGCACCAUCCGCUCCGAGCGGUUAGUGGAGCCGGUGUGCGUCGCCGCGCACGCCGCGUCCCGCCGCCUAGCGGUGGCCGACAACGGCGCGCGCUCGGUCUUCGUGUUCGACACGCACGGCAACAUUGAGCGAGAGGUCGGCAACGGCGACCUCGGCUUGGUGGGCGGGCUCGCGCUUACGGAGGACAUGCUGGUGGUGGCGGACGUGGCGGUGCGCGUAUACGACGCGGAGGGAAACCUGCAGGCUACGCUCGCUCCCAUACCGAAAGGUCGCGGGGGCUACGGCGGCAUAGCGCUGGAGCACACGGACAGCGGGUACCGCAUCGUGUGCGCGCGCUCCGUGCGCGGCCGCCCCGCGCUCGUGGUGCUGGGCGCGGGCGGCGCGGGGGGCGCGGGCGGGGUGCUGGCCGCGUGCGAGCUGGCCGAGCGCCGGCCGCGCCGCGUGGCGGGCCUGGCGCUGCUGCCGCGCCGCCGCGCGCUGCUCGCCGACCUCGCCGGCGACUGCUUGAGGCUGCACACCUACUGG